This is a messenger RNA of Rhinolophus ferrumequinum (greater horseshoe bat), 3649 nucleotides long. RefSeq names its product Rho GTPase activating protein 18 (gene ARHGAP18). Gene Ontology annotation, biological process: regulation of actin filament polymerization; regulation of small GTPase mediated signal transduction; signal transduction. The record is from RefSeq and is a predicted model, not a curated record. Gene Ontology annotation, cellular component: cytoplasm. The transcript is spliced from 15 exons. NCBI's taxonomy places the organism in Eukaryota, Metazoa, Chordata, Mammalia, Chiroptera, Rhinolophidae. The coding region runs from base 355 to 2286 and encodes 643 amino acids. Gene Ontology annotation, molecular function: GTPase activator activity.
UUCCAGCAAAGCUGAUCAUCUUUGACCAAUAACGUGUGGCUUUAGCAUCCUCAGCCGCGCAGCGAGCUCGUCAGAAGCCCGCCAGCCUGAAUCCACUACCUGCUCAGCGCGGGGCUCAAUGUCCUCGUGCCCACGCUUCAGCGGGGUGCUUAAAGGAGCUGCUGGAUGAUUGAGCAGAAAUGACAGGCUUGUGGUAAAACCGUGACCGGCGAGUAAGAGCCGCGUCUCUUCUGAGCCAGAGAGAGGUGUGUCACAGGAGAAGGUGCCCUGGGAAGAGUCUUGCAGCAGCUCAAAUCAUCGCUUCUUUCUACACUUCUUGUCACCCUGGCUUUCCCUGCUCUUGACCUGGGAAAGAUGGUUACAAUAGUAACAAAGCUGGUGUACUGCUUUCACCUCAGUCGUAGGUCUGGCCAGUACACUAUGAACCAAGAAAUCACCAAAGUUAAGGAAAAGCCUCCAUUUGAUCGAUCGAGUUCUCAGGAUUCUGUGGAUGAACUACGUAUGGAUGACUAUUGGACUGAAGUAGAUAACAUCAAGAAAUCAAGUGAGAACAGACAAGAAGAUCAAGAGGUGGUGGUUGUCAAAGAGCCUGAUGAGGGCGAAUUGGAAGAAGAAUGGCUUAAGGAGGCUGGUUUCUCCAUUCUCUUUGGGGAGUCUGCUGAAGAUCCUCAAGAAAGAAUGACGUUUCUAUCAACAUUGACUCGGACGCAGGCAGCUGCUGUUCAGAAACGGGUAGAGAUGGUCUACCAGACCUUAAGGAAAAAAAAUAAACAACACCAGAUUCCCGAUGUCAGAAACAUAUUUGCUCAACGGAGAGAGUCAAAAGAAAAAGCUCCAGAUGGCACUGAAUCACAGUCAGUCAGAACAAAUGAAAACAAAUACCAAGGAAAAGAUGACCAGGCAUGUAGCCUAGUUGCUGGUGAAAAGGAACUGAUCCCACCAGAGCCAGAGGAGGCACCUGCCUCUGAAACAGAUAUCAUCACCCUGGAGGUAUCAUUUGCAGAGCAAGCCGUCAAUCAGAAAGAGAGCUCCAAGGAUCGGACACAGAAGAACAAAGGCUAUGAUACCCUGUUACCUAAUUUCAGAUUGCCAAAAGAGAAAACAGGCACCACCAAGAUUGGUGACUUAGCGCCCGAAGAUAUGAAGAAAGUUUGCGCUUUUGCCCUAAUUGAACUGACUGCCUUCUGUGAUACAUUGGGUGUUGAGCUGAAAAAACAAAAAGCUGUGAAAAUCAAAACAAAAGAUUCUGGCCUUUUUUGUGUUCCAUUGACAGUAUUAUUAGAACAAGAUCAGAGGAAAGUACCAGGAACUCGAAUACCCUUGAUAUUUCAAAAAUUGAUUUCCCGAAUUGAAGAGGGAGGUUUGGAAACUGAAGGCCUCUUAAGAAUACCUGGAGCUGCCUUUCGAAUCAAGAGUCUUUGCCAAGAGUUGGAAGCAAAGUUUUAUGAAGGGACUUUUAAUUGGGAAAGUGUCAAGCAGCACGAUGCAGCCAGCCUUUUGAAGCUGCUCAUCCGGGAGCUGCCGCAGCCGCUGCUCAGUGUAGAGUAUCUCACAGCCUUUCAGGCCGUCCACAAUCUUCCAACCAAGGAGCAACAACUACAGGCUUUGAACCUUCUAGUCAUCCUCCUGCCUGACGCAAACCGAGACACACUGAAGGCCCUGCUUGAAUUUCUCCAAAGAGUAAUAGACAAUAAAGAGAAAAAUAAGAUGACGCUCAUGAAUGUAGCGAUGGUCAUGGCCCCGAAUCUCUUCAUGUGUCACACAUUGGGUUUGAAAUUCAGUGAACAGCAAGAAUUUGUUACAAUGGCAGCUGGGACAGCUAAUAUCAUGAACUUAUUGAUUAAGUAUCAGGAUACUCUGUGGACAAUUCCCAAGUUUCUUGUCAAUCAAGUGAGGAGACUAAAUACCGCGUAUCUUAAAAAAGAUAAAAGAGUGAAGAAGAAAUUGCUGAAGAAAAUGGCUCACGACCGAGAAAAAUAUGAAAAGCAAGAUAAGAGUACAAAUGAUGCUGACGUUCCUCAGGGAGUGAUUCGAGUGCAAGCUCCCCAUCUUUCGAAAGUUUCCAUGGCAAUACAGCUUACUGAAAAACUAAAAGCCAGUGAUGUACUUGCCAGGUUUCUCAGCCAAGAAAGUGGGAUUGCCCAGACUCUCAAGAAAGGGGAAGUUUUUUUAUAUGAAGUUGGAGGAAAUAUCGGGGAACGGUGCCUCGAUGACGACACUUACAUGAAGGACUUACAUCAGCUCAACCCCAAUGCUGAGUGGGUCAUAAAGUCCAAGCCAUCGUAGAAGACUUAAAGAAGACUUAUGCUACAGAUAACCGCAGGACUUCCUCAUGAAUACUUGCUGGGUCAAGAGUAUAAAUAAAAGAAACAGCAAAACUCUUUUAUUAUUCAAAUGUACCCAACCAACUAUUGAAUAGUGAGUGACUCUCAAGCCUUAAAAAGUUAUAGAUUUGUGCUGCUGCCAGAAUUAUGUUAAUUAUUAAUAUUAUUAUUAGAAAACAAAUAUCUCUGGAGUAAGAAGGGGCUAAUUAGCUUGUAGGUUAUUUUCGAUACUCUGUGAAAUGUGCCCAGAUGUGACAUAGUUUUUUUACAUGAAAUAUACCCUUGUCCCUCUCACUUUUUUCUCUGAAAAUCGUACAUACUGGAAUAUAUGCUUUCUCACCUUUCUUGCCUCCUCACAUCUGCCCUCCCCAGUUAGGUUUGCUUUUUAAUAAAAAAGAUAACAAAUUGCACGUAUGGCAAGUUGUGAAGAGAGUACAUCUUAAAACAGCCUGAAUUCAGCAGUAUUCCUGUGACUAUCAAAUGUUGAAUAUUCAUUUCUGAACAAAUGAUUCAAAAACAAUAACAUCCUACUUCUCCCUGCUGUAUCGCAUGAAGUGAUUUGCAUUUUUUCAGUUCAUCUGACAUAUGUGCACAGAACUGCAUCCACUAUCAAGCAAAGAGAACUGUCAGAAUCUGCCAAUUAUUACUGAACCAUUAAAGACUUACUAAGAAUAAAUAAAAUAUAUCCAUGUGGAAUAACUGGAUUACGGAUACUAAGAGAGUAAAAGCCAAAUCACUCCAUGUAUGCUGUACUCUUCUAAAUGAAAUUUAAAAAGUAGUAGCUGGCUUUACCCAUUGUCAUACUAGCAAUAUAAAUAUGCAUGAGAGUAUAAUCCAGUAAUGGUUGAGAAUGUAUUCUACCGAAAGAGGGAUUUUUUUUUUCCCUUUCACUCAUAAAUAAGUCUGCAGGAAGAGUUAUUCUUCUGGGUAUGACACAGUCAUAUGAACAAGCCUUUGUUUGUUUACUUAUUUUAAAUAAUCAGAGUAAAUUUAUUAAAAUGCUGCAGAAAGUACUAUUCCCAGGGAUUUUAAUGCACAAACCAUAUUGUGACAAGAGAUAAGCCUCUGUACUGUAAAUAAGAAGAAUGAAGUGAGAGAAAAAUGUUUAUUAUUUUAUGAGUUUAGAGUGUAGUAAAUAAAAGGUGAUGUAAAUGAAUGUUGCACAAACUGUGUUUAUGAUACUUUUAGUAGUACUUUAGGAAAUUUUACACAUUCUCAGAAGCUCUUGAUGUCAUUCUAAUUAGGAAAGAAAAUGCUAUUAAUGAGAACAGUGAUAAAUUUUUAGCAUAUAAUUAUAAGAACAGCCUGUGGAUAUGAUCAUUUAA